AUGAGGACGUUGUGGUUGUGGGCCCUAGUGCCUCUAAUUCUACUGGCCCGUGCCGACGAAGAGGCACCAGCCAAGGAGAACAAGUAUGGUACGAUUAUUGGUAUCGAUUUGGGAACAACGUACUCAUGUGUUGGUGUGUACAAGAAUGGACGUGUUGAGAUUAUCGCCAACGACCAAGGAAACCGUAUUACUCCAUCGUAUGUGGCCUUCACGCCGGAAUCUGGAGAGCGUCUGAUUGGUGACGCCGCCAAGAAUCAGUUGACUUUGAACCCUGAAAACACCAUCUUCGAUGCCAAACGUUUGAUUGGUCGUGAGUUCAGUGAGAAGUCCGUCCAAGCCGAUCUGAAAUUGUGGCCCUUCAAGGUAAGUAGCUUUGCUUUUGUUUUUGAUGUGUUUAGGUAUGAUCUUGGGCUUAAAAAGUGGAGUUUAGGCUUGAAUUUGAUCUAAAAAGAGUUGUUAUUUGACUAAAGGAUAAGCCUUUUGGUUCUGAAUUGAGUUUAGGCUUAUUUAAAAUUAGAAGAAGCUUAGUUUAACCUUUCUUUUCAUAUUUAAUCUAAUUUCAUGCCAUUUCAGGUCAACAACAAGAACAACAAGCCCCAUGUUGAGGUCGCGGUCGGAGCCGACAACAAGGAGUUCUCUCCAGAAGAAGUUUCAGCCAUGGUUUUGGGUAAAAUGAAGGAAAUCGCCGAACAAUACCUCGGAAAGGAAGUUAAGCACGCCGUCGUCACCGUUCCAGCCUAUUUCAACGACGCCCAGCGUCAGGCCACCAAGGAUGCAGGUACCAUCGCCGGUUUGAACGUUGUUCGUAUCAUUAACGAGCCAACCGCCGCCGCCAUCGCCUACGGAUUGGACAAGAAGGACGGUAAGGCAUUUUUUGUUUUUUAAUUUUCAGGUUGGGGUAAUUGAAUUUUUUUAAAUUUCUAAAUUGGGGGUGGAUCACCCCCUCUUUCCCCUUUCUCAAAAAAAAUUUUUGUCUGGGCAAACGCAGUUUUUUUGUUAGUUUAGUAAGUCUUGACCUCGACACGAAACGUGUCCGCCUUCCACAGCCUGGUUCGAUUUGUUUGUCGCCGCGACACGUCGCGCUGACCCAGAUUCUUUUGCUUAAGUGACCUUCAACAAUGGGGGCAACAGUUAAUUGUGAUGUAAUAGUUUUUAAUACGCGGAAAUUGAUCUAAAACUUUGAAAUCAGAUAUUUUUUAUUUCAAGGCUGAUUAAUAUCUUAAGAUUAAAUGACUAAAAUAUCAGAAGAUAUAUAAAUAAUAUCAGAAGAUACCUAUAAAAAGUUAACAAAAAUAUUCUUUCAGGUGAACGCAACAUCUUGGUAUUCGAUUUGGGAGGUGGUACCUUCGAUGUCUCCCUUCUCACCAUCGACAACGGUGUCUUCGAAGUGUUGGCCACCAAUGGUGACACUCACUUGGGAGGUGAAGACUUUGACCAACGUGUUAUGGAAUACUUCAUCAAGUUGUACAAGAAGAAGACCGGCAAGGACCUGAGAAAGAGCCACCGUGCCGUCCAGAAGCUCCGUCGUGAAGUCGAGAAGGCCAAGAGAACCUUGUCAGUCCAACAUCAAGUCAAAGUCGAAAUCGAAUCUCUGAUCGAUGGUGAAGACUUCUCCGAAACCCUGACCCGUGCCAAGUUCGAGGAGUUGAACAUGGACUUGUUCCGCGGAACCCUGAAGCCAGUCCAAAAGGUCUUGGAAGAUGCCGACAUCAAGAAGGAGGACGUCCACGAAAUCGUCUUGGUAGGAGGUUCAACCAGAAUCCCCAAGGUCCAACAACUUCUGAAGGAAUUCUUCAACGGAAAGGAGCCAUCUCGCGGCAUCAACCCCGAUGAAGCCGUCGCCUAUGGAGCCGCCGUCCAAGGUGGAGUCAUCUCCGGCGAAGAAGACACCGAGAUCGUUCUGUUGGAUGUGAACCCACUCACCAUGGGUAUCGAGACCGUCGGUGGUGUCAUGACCAAGCUCAUCACCCGUAACACCGUCAUCCCCACCAAAAAAUCACAGGUCUUCUCCACCGCCGCCGACAACCAACCCACCGUCACCAUCAAGGUCUACGAGGGAGAGCGGCCAAUGACCAAGGACAACCAUCUCCUCGGCACCUUCGACUUGACCGGAAUCCCACCAGCCCCACGUGGAGUACCACAAAUCGAGGUCACAUUCGAGAUUGACGUGAGCGGUAUCUUGCACGUAUCGGCCGAAGACAAGGGCACCGGAAACAAGAACAAGAUCACCAUCACCAACGACCAUAACCGUCUGUCGCCCGAAGACAUUGAGCGUAUGAUCAACGACGCCGAGAAGUUCGCCGACGAAGACAAGAAGGUCAAGGAGGUGGUUGAGGCCAAGAACGAGCUCGAACAAUACUCGUACCAACUCAAGAACCAGUUGAACGACAAAGAAAAGGGUCUCGGUUCCAAGUUGGACGACGACGAGAAGAAGACCAUCGAAGAAGCCGUCGAUGAAGCCCUGAGCUGGCUGGAAUCCAACAAGGACUCAUCGGCCGAAGAGAUCAAGGAACGCAAGAAGGAGUUGGAAGCCAAGGUCAACCCCAUCAUCAGCAAACUGUACGAAGGCCAAGCUCCACCACCAACUGGAGACGAGGAAUCGACCGGUUCCGACGACAAGGACGAGUUGUAA
Molecule: messenger RNA, 2632 nt
Organism: Bursaphelenchus okinawaensis
Lineage: Eukaryota; Metazoa; Nematoda; Chromadorea; Rhabditida; Aphelenchoididae
Source: the annotation of a GenBank genome assembly